CACACCUCUUCCAAGUCACAGAACGCAGCACAUUCGCGCCCGACGGGGCUGCGAUUCGAAUCGUUCAGUAGAGCAUAUUCUGUCCAAGUCCGGCUGGUCCUUUCGGCUAUCUCGGGUCAAGUCGAAUUUCUCCACGUGGGCUUUAUUCAUCGUCACCACGGCGAUUGGCUAAUGACCUCCACCACAAUCUCCACUCUGGCCGGCGUUCAGCUACUGGAUGAACUGAAGUGGGUUUGGUUCACUUGUGGGGAAGUCCGAUUCUUGCGAGGGUUUUUCCAAAGCGACAGCUUCUGAUCACCAGCCUACCUUCGCAUCAUUGGCCACUUGAAAAAGAUUAGAAGAACUUCUUUGGCGACCCACCCCACCUACCCCAUCAAAGGGUUCCAUAUCUUCUUUCCUCCCGCCACGACCAAUCUCGCCUCUUAGUCUAGGAUCACACCAUGUCCGGCAAGCUUCUCAACGCCGAAGAGGUGGCCAAGCACAACAGCGAACAAUCUUGCCAUGUUAUCGUCCACGGCAAGGUCUACGAUGUCACUGAAUUCCUUCCUGACCAUCCCGGUGGGAAGGGCAUCAUCCUGAAGUACGCCGGGAAGGACGCAACCGAGGCGUACGACCCCAUCCAUCCCCCUGGUACGCUCGAGGAGAACCUUGCACCUGAAAAGUACUUGGGCGAAGUGGAUCAGAGCACGCUUAAGAAGGAAGAGAAGGAGGUCACCGAGGAAGACAAACAGAUUGCAAAGAACAAAGAAAAUCUUCCGAUGCUCAGCCAGUGCCUUAACCUGUACGAUUUCGAGGUCGUGGCUCGUCAGGUGUUGAAGGGCACCGCUUGGGCGUACUACUCCUCGGGUGCCGACGAUGAAGUGACAAUGCGCGAGAACAACACUGCUUUCGGCCGCAUUUGGUUCCGCCCGCGUAUCCUUCGCGACGUCUCCAACAUCGACUUCAGCACCUCACUUUUGGGACAAAAGUCAAAGAUGCCUAUCUACAUCACCGCGACCGCGCUUGGCAAACUGGGUCACCCCGACGGAGAAAAGAACUUGACGAUUGCCGCGGGCAAGGAGGGGCUGAUCCAAAUGAUUCCCACACUGGCGUCGUGCAGCUUCGAUGAGAUCUGCGAUGCUCGUGUCCACGAGCAGCAGGUUCAGUUCUUCCAGCUUUAUGUCAACUCAAACCGGGCGGUGACGGAGAAGAUCAUUCGACGAGCCGAGGAACGAGGAGUCAAAGGACUUUUUGUCACAGUCGACGCGCCUCAGUUGGGAAGGAGAGAGAAGGACAUGAGGAUCAAGUUUGAGGACACAGGCUCGCGUGUUCAAAACGACAGCAAGGACGACGUGGAUCGGUCGCAGGGUGCGGCUCGAGCAAUCUCCUCCUUCAUCGACCCAAGCCUCUCUUGGGAUGACCUGCACUGGCUGCGGAGCGUUACCAGGAUGCCCAUCGUCCUCAAGGGCGUCCAGACAUGGGAGGAUGCCGUCCGGGCGGCCGAAAUGGGUCUCUCGGGAGUCGUUCUGUCCAACCACGGCGGACGACAGCUUGACUUUUCGCGCUCAGGCAUCGAGAUCCUUGGCGAAGUUGUGCGGGAGCUCAAGGCUCGCAAGUUGUUUUCGCCCAUGUUCCAGCUCUUCGUCGACGGAGGUGUUCGCCGCGCCUCAGACGCGCUUAAGGCCGUCGCCAUGGGCGCUACAGCUGUCGGAAUCGGUCGACCAUUUUUGUACGCCUACUCUGCCUACGGCCCUGAGGGCGUACAGCACGCCAUUCAGCUUCUCAAGGCCGAGAUGGAGAUGAACAUGAGACUGAUUGGUGCGCCCACACUCAAGGACCUCGUUCCCGAGAUGGUCGACACCCGCGCACUCAACCAGCACGUUGUCUUCCCGGAGACCAGCGCUAACACUGUCUACGAGAGGAUGAGCACCGCUGUUGGAUCGCCCGACGAACCGGUGGGCAAACCAGUUGUCAAGCUCUAGCCAUAUAUUUAUACUUAUUCGAUUCGCGAUGCGGAAAUGCAUGACUUGCUCUAUUUGAC
Molecule: messenger RNA, 2020 nt
Organism: Acaromyces ingoldii
Lineage: Eukaryota; Fungi; Basidiomycota; Exobasidiomycetes; Exobasidiales; Cryptobasidiaceae
Product: putative CYB2-L-lactate dehydrogenase
Exons: 3
Coding region: 441-1961 (506 amino acids)
Biological process (GO): lactate metabolic process
Molecular function (GO): L-lactate dehydrogenase (cytochrome) activity; heme binding
Source: RefSeq, a predicted model, not a curated record